GUUAAUGGUUAUUUGCAAACAUCAAAUAAAAUUUUAAAAAACUAAUAAAGUCUCCACUCGACUCACUCCAACAAUUUCUAAACCCCUAACAGCAACAAAGAAAAUACCACAAAUUUCUCCACCGGCCACCACCAUCAUCGUUCCAUAGGCACUCUAUUUUUGCAGCUUCGAGUUCUUUUAGGUGAUUUUCUGUUGGAGUUUUUUGGUAGGGAGGGAAAGUUUGUGUUACGUGAAUCAAUAUGAAAUCGCCGGCGUCAGCUUCAUGGAAAGCCCCUCUAAAGUUCAGGAUGCCGACAGCUGAAAAUUUAAUACCCAUUAGGCUUGACAUAGAAGUCGAUGGACAGCCCUAUAAAGAUGCUUUCACUUGGAACCCUUAUGAUCCGGAUUCAGAGGUGGUGAUGUUUGCAAAAAGGACUGUAAAAGACUUGAAGCUUGCCCCUGGUUUCCUUCCGCAAAUUGUUCAAUCCAUUCAGUCACAGCUUGCCACCUUUCAAUCAUAUGAAGGUCAAGACAUGUACGUUGGUGACCAGAUCAUUCCAAUUAAGCUUGAUCUUCAAGUCAAUCAUACAGUUAUCAGGGACCAGUUUUUAUGGGACUUGAACAACUUUGAUAGUGAUCCUGAAGAAUUUGCUAGAACUCUCUGCAAAGAUUUAGGCAUUGAAGACCCUGAAGUUGAGCCUGCAAUUGCCUUUGCAAUUAGGGAGCAACUUUAUGAGAUUGCAAUUCAAAAUGUAACUACAGCAAGGGAGAACAGAAUAAGCAAAAAGGGUCGUCGGGCUGCUGAACAUUUCACUCCCAGUAAAGCUAGUGGUGCUGCACUGGACUUGACGAAGUUAUUCAGUUUCAGAUCAAGUGUUGUCUGGAAAAGAAAGGACUGGGAUUAUUAUAAACCUGUUCUUGACCUUUUAUCUAAUGAGGACGUGGAUGCUCUCAAAGCCAAAGAAGAAAGGAGUGGCUGGCUUGACAUAGAAGUCGAUGGACAGCGCUAUAAAGAUGCUUUCACUUGGAAGCCUUAUGAUCCGGAUUCAGAGGUGGUGAUGUUUGCAAAAAAGGACUGUAAAAGACUCGAAGCUUGCCAAAGAACAACUAUCCUAUACAUCAACCUCCUUUUGUAUCCUCUGCCUUUGUUGGGCUCUGUUGGUUCUUCCUUCACUUUAUCUGAUCGUUCGAGGUUCCUUUCUCUCUAUAUGUCUCCAAUUUUCGAGAUCUGUGGAUUUAUUUUCUAUAUGGUUUCCGCGGCAUUUGUCUGUUGUUGCUGGUUUUUUUUAUUCAACCAUGAAUAGGAACUUUGACAGAUUUUGGGUGAAUGUAAUCGUUGAAAAGAAGAAAAAAGAACCAGCGCUGUUUAAUAAAUGUAGACUUGGAAUAUUAGCAUUUGCAACUUCUCUUUUGUAAAAAAUAUGUAUAAAAUUUUUGAAAUUUGCUUUUUAUUUUGUUUUUUAAA
Gossypium arboreum is the source of this 1444-nucleotide messenger RNA. Its product is annotated as chromatin structure-remodeling complex protein BSH-like. NCBI's taxonomy places the organism in Eukaryota, Viridiplantae, Streptophyta, Magnoliopsida, Malvales, Malvaceae. The record is from RefSeq and is a predicted model, not a curated record. Gene Ontology annotation, cellular component: nuclear chromosome; nucleus. Gene Ontology annotation, molecular function: transcription coregulator activity. The coding region runs from base 240 to 1283 and encodes 347 amino acids. The transcript is spliced from 13 exons. Gene Ontology annotation, biological process: regulation of transcription by RNA polymerase II; chromatin remodeling.